Pelodiscus sinensis (Chinese soft-shelled turtle) is the source of this 1521-nucleotide messenger RNA. RefSeq names its product cyclin B1 (gene CCNB1). Gene Ontology annotation, molecular function: cyclin-dependent protein serine/threonine kinase regulator activity. Lineage: Eukaryota; Metazoa; Chordata; Testudines; Trionychidae. Gene Ontology annotation, biological process: mitotic cell cycle phase transition. The record is from RefSeq and is a predicted model, not a curated record.
GCAGGCAAGGGCUGCUGGGGAGUUGUGCAUUCGUGUUCUGAGCCGGGCAGCUGUGGGGACAGGAGUCGCACGCACUAGGCUCGGCAGCUGAAGGUGCAGCGGCGCAGCCGGAGUUCAGGGCUUUGUGGUGCAGGAGGGGCCAUGGCGCUGCGGGUCAGCAGGAACACCAGAGUCCACGCCGAGAACCAAGUGAAGAGCAAUGUGGCCGCCGUCAAGCGGGAAGCGGCUGCUGCCAAGCCCGGCCUCAGGCCGAGAACCGCCCUGGGCGACAUCGGUAACAAAGUGUGCAAGCAGCCGCCCAAAGCGCCUCCUAAAAAGGAAGCGAAACUGCCCGUCGCCGCCGUGAAGCCCCUGGCCAAGAAAACCACGAGAGCCGCGGAGAAGGUGAACGAGCCGGUUAAGGAGCAGAACCCAGUGCCGGAGCCUGCUAAGUUGGAAUCUCCAUCCCCAAGCCCAAUGGAGACCUCUGGAUGUGUGCCAGCAGAGGAGAUGUUGUGCCAGGCUUUUUCUGAUGUCUUGCUUGAAGUGAGAGAUGUAGAUGCAGAUGAUGGUGCUGACCCAAAUCUCUGCAGUGAAUAUGUAAAGGACAUCUAUAGCUAUCUGAGAGAUCUUGAGAAGCAACAAGCUGUCAGACCAAAAUACCUGGCAGGACAGGAAGUUACUGGAAAUAUGCGAGCUAUACUAAUUGACUGGCUUAUACAGGUUCAGAUGAAAUUCAGACUGCUUCCAGAGACUAUGUACAUGACUGCUGCUAUCAUUGAUCGCUUCUUGCAGGAAAACAGUGUGUCCAAGAACAUAUUGCAGCUGGUUGGUGUCACAGCCAUGUUUGUUGCUAGCAAGUAUGAAGAAAUGUACCCUCCUGAAAUUGGAGAUUUUGCUUUUGUAACAGACAACACUUACAGCAAGUACCAGAUCAAACAAAUGGAAACUAAGAUUCUAAAAGUUCUAGACUUUGCCUUGGGCCGCCCUCUGCCACUGCACUUUCUAAGGAGGGCAUCCAAGAUUGGAGAGGUGGACCUAGAACAGCACACUCUAGCCAAAUAUCUGAUGGAAUUAUCUCUGGUGGAUUAUGAAAUGGUACACUACCCUCCAUCCCAGAUUGCUGCAGCUGCUUUUUGCUUGGCUCUAAAGGUUCUUGGCAGUGGAGAGUGGACGCUAACUUUACAACACUACAUGUCUUACACUGAGACAGAGCUUCACCCUGUCAUGCAACAAAUGGCUAAGAAUGUGAUGCUAGUGAACCAGGGUCUUACAAAGCACAUGACAGUAAAGAACAAAUAUGCAAGCAGCAAACAUGCUAAGAUUAGCACUCUUCCACAGCUCAACUCUGCAGUCAUACAGGAUCUGGCUAAGACUCGGUCAAAAGUGUUAUAACUUUUUAUAUAACUAGCAGAAUUAGAUUAAAGUUGGCACCAUGUGCCAUUGUAUGUUUUUUGUGUGCAUGUGUGUAUAUAUAAUGGCUCUUAUUUUGUCCUUGAACUAAAUCUUUUUAAUAAAGCAUUUUUUGCUUCUUACCUCUAA